Ciona intestinalis (vase tunicate) is the source of this 1741-nucleotide messenger RNA. NCBI's taxonomy places the organism in Eukaryota, Metazoa, Chordata, Ascidiacea, Phlebobranchia, Cionidae. The record is from RefSeq and is a predicted model, not a curated record.
AAUUUUUUAUUUUAUUGUUUUAUGUAUGGCUGAUAAUUUGGACAGCCCAUUAGUGAACACUGGGUUGGAGCAAUUGCCGUUAAGUGUCUUGCUCAAGGACACACGCCCACAAUGGUAACAGCGACGAGACUUGAACCCAGUACCUCUGGGUUACGGGCAGGCGCGCUUACCACUUUCCACAGCGAAAUACCGAAAGCUAUAAUUACUGCACAGGUUCACCUAUUUAAUUAAAUGUGAUUUUAUUUGAUAGCUUUUAAAAGUCGAAGUAUUUAUAGGUUUUUAUAUUUUAAUUAACUUACAAAAUGCAAGUUGAAAAUCUAUGCCAAGUUUGUCAAGCGACGUUCGACAGAGGGGAUUCCUUUGAUGCGGGGUUCGAUCCCAUCUCUGUACCGAUCCGGCAUCCCGAUCGUACUACGGUAAGACGAGAAUUAAAAGAUGGAGAUGAUAAAAUAGAACCAUCUGUUUGGGACGUGAAAUUUGACUAUUUUGAAUACAACAUGAGUUUUCCGAAGCGAGGCAUAUUUCUAAUUUUUGACCAAGAGAAUUUUGACUACGGCCUACAGCAGAGAGUCGGCAGCAAACUUGACAGAAUUGUCUUGGAAGAAACAGCCAUAAAACUGGGUUUUACUCCAAAUGUUUGUCAUGACUAUACAAAGGACGACGUUUACGCGGAGCUACGUAAAAUUUCUCAAAUGAACCAUUCCCAGUACGAUUGUUUCGCAUGCGCAAUACUUACACACGGAGAGGAAGACGAAAUGGUUUAUGCGAAGGACGACUCGAUGAAAUUGAAAACAUUAAUUUCCAGAGUUUCUGCUACUGAGUGCCCGUCUCUAGCCGGAAAACCAAAGCUGUUUUUCGUACAGGCUUGUAGAGGCAAGGAAAUCUCACAACCAGCCAUAUGUACUACUGCCUGUUUGAAAAGACAACAGGUUCAAUCUGAUAGCAUUCCUGAUGUAGAUUCAGAAGAAACUCCCAAAAUUCCAGCCGAAGCGGAUAUUUUAGUUGCGUAUUCAACACAGCCAGGCCAAGUAUCUGUUCGAAACGAAUAUACAGGCAGUGUGUUUGUGCAAACUAUGUGUGCUGCACUUAAACAACGAGGUGGGGAAUUAGAGUUGGUUCAGCUUCUCACACGAGUCAAUCGAAACAUUGCUCUUACAUUCGAAACCAACAUGUGUAGCCCCAAGUUCGACAAAAAGAAACAGAUGCCUUCUAUUGUGUCACAACUAACAGCAGAACUCUACUUUCGACCGAAAGAUACUGUUUCAUAAUAUAAAUAAAAAAACUAGUAGGGGGAGGGGGGGCACUUUUAGCACGUAAUAUUCAUAUGUCCUGAUCGUGUUUUAAACAAUUAACAAAGGUUUAAGUGGGUCGUGAGGAUAUAGUUUUAUUAUUUUUUAAAUGUUCUUUGAUUCCUACCGUAUGGGACGGGAAAACAGAAUGAAAAGGUGUUCCCCCAUGCACCGCCCCUAAAAUGUGUUCUGGACGUUUAACGAUGCUCGAUAGAGGUCGCCGGGCUACGGUUAUAUAGAUAUUCUUUGUUUACUACAAAAUAGGGCAAGUAAAGAAAACACGUGAAACGUGAAAUUAAACGAUGCUUUGCCGAAUUGGACAAAUAAUUAAAAUCUGCAAAGUCUUUGCAUACUUAUUAAGCAACAAAAUUAGUGCAAAAAUGUUAGCCCUGUUUUACAUCUAUGCCAUACGUACGUUUGCCGCGUGUUAAAUAAAACAAACGCUUUUGAGA